This is a messenger RNA of Manacus vitellinus (golden-collared manakin), 1410 nucleotides long. RefSeq lists its product as uncharacterized. NCBI's taxonomy places the organism in Eukaryota, Metazoa, Chordata, Aves, Passeriformes, Pipridae. The record is from RefSeq and is a predicted model, not a curated record. Gene Ontology annotation, molecular function: lipid binding. Bases 13 to 1410 code for a protein of 465 amino acids. The transcript is spliced from 12 exons.
UCAGGACCGAAGAUGUUGGCAUUCUGGACUGUUGUCCUCCUCAGCAGUCUGCUGGCCCCUUCACAAGGAUUUGGACUCAUACCCUUGGUUGCCAGAGGAGAUACAGAUGAAAAUCAGAAGCUGGUCCAGAUCCACUCAGCAGUAGUGGCAAUGCUGGUUUUAAAGGUUCAUCAGCCAGAGGUGUUCCCCAGAAACCUCAAGGUGGUCUCCUUGGUGGCAAUCUGCUUGGUGGUCUCCUUGGAAAAGGUGGUGCCUCUCCUUGGAAAAGGUGGUGCCGUAGGCAGUCUCCUUGGAAAAGAAGGAGUUGUUGGAGGUCUCCUUGGCCAAGAUGGAGCUGUUGGGGGUCUCCUUGGUGGGGACGGUCUCCUUGGGGGUCUCCUUGGUGGAGAUGGUGCUGUUGGUGGUCUCCUUGGUGGAGAUGGUCUCCUUGGUGGUCUCCUUGGUGGAGGUGGUCUCCUUGGUGUCCUUGGUGGUGGUGAUGGUCUGCUUGGUGGUAUUACUGGUGGUCUGCUGGGUGGUGGUGGUGAAGGGCUGCUGGGAGGACUGGCUGGUGGCCUGAUUGGUGGAGGGGGUGAUGCUGGUGGUGGCUUGCUGGGUGCAGGGAGUGGUGGAGGUGCUUAUGGUGGGGGUCCCAGAAACCCUCCCAGAGGCUGGCCAGCAGCUGGUGGCAAUUUCCCCAGGGAUGGCAGCCCUGUGGGGGUUGCUGGAAGAGCUCAGGGACCAGGAGGUCUACUUGGCAACGGAGGUCUCCUCGGCACAGCAGGGAUCCUCAGCAGCAGCCUGCUCAGCAUCCUCAGGGAAGGUGGCUUGCUCAGCACCAUCCAGGGGCUCACCAGGCUGAGGAUCGUGGAGGAGACGCUGCCCAGGGUGUCCCUGAGGCUCCUGCCUGGCAUUGGUGCCAACCUCAACCUCUACACCCGAGUGGCCCUCAAUGGCAAGAGCCUCUCGAGUUUGCUUGAGAUCACUGUGGAGGUGAACAUCACAGCAAGGGUCAGGCUGACCAUGGAUGGCAUGGGCUACCCCGAACUGGUGACAGAGAGAUGUGACACGCUCCUCAGUGGCAUUAAAAUCAGACUCCUGAGCGGCCUGCUCCCAAUUGUGGAUAAUUUAUUGGCAAGCGUCCUGAACAGACUUCUUCCUAAUCUGCUCUACCUGGUGGUUGACAUCACCCUGGGACUUGUCAGUGACCAGCUGGAACUUGUGAACUCACUGGUGCCCCUGGGUUUGCUGGGCAGCAUCCAGUACACUGUGUUCAGCCUUCCCCUGCUAACAGGCCAGUUCCUUGAGGUGAACUUGAACUUUGUGAUAAUGACUAAGCUGGCAGAAAAGGACUGGGAGUUUUUUCAUGAUCUCGGUGACCAGAAUUCAGAGCAAUUUUCAGCUUUCCAGACCUCGUCUCAGCUGGUGUAA